AUGCGAAGCAGCCUGAAUAAUGACUUGCGACACCAGAAAGGAUGGGCAGCUUCUUCUUCAUCGACCGCAUCUUCUUGGUCGAACAUACAAAGUGCGGUUCACCGUCAAAAUCAACCUGCCCAACCAGGUCUUCGGCAAACAAGAACUCGCUUUUUCUCUACUUCGAGCAACGUCGCACCAGCAUCGUCAGGAGGUAGGAAAAAACGUGGGAAAAUCUCGCCAAUGCUACCUAUACCACGAUCAUCCCGCGAUGGUAGAGUUCAAGUGAGCGACCUUUUUGAUGGCACUAGUUUGACCAAUGCGACGGCAGAAACACUCGCAGCAAAGAGCAUACUGACGCAAUAUGGUGGCGAUGUCCCUGAGCAUCUAGCGCGAUACCGUAUGGAUGACGAAGAACAGGGAGAAUCCAUGGAAGGAAAUGCACCGUUUGUUACGGCUACAAUAAGCUUGGCUUUUCAAUUUUUUUCGCUGAGUAACACGAAAUGGAAUAGGCAUUGAAAAACCAGGUAUAAGGAUGUUGCACUUUUAAUUCUGCGUCAGGCAUAAUACCGAACGAAGCGUCUACUGGGGUAACUAGCGGUGCAUUUGGAGCUGUGAACAAGUCUCAGAUUUUGAACACACAUCGGAACAGGGUUCCACCUGAUUGGACUGCAGGUGAUAUGGAAUUAGAGGAAGCAGCAGAACAAAUGGAGGACGGUGAUGGUGUUGGAGGUAGUGCUUCCAGUUCUAGACCGCUUACCCCUGGGUCUACUGGUAAGGUAAAGGAACGC
This is a messenger RNA of Amoebophrya sp. A25, 770 nucleotides long. The record is from the annotation of a GenBank genome assembly. Lineage: Eukaryota; Dinophyceae; Syndiniales; Amoebophryaceae.